This is a messenger RNA of Trichoderma harzianum CBS 226.95, 1107 nucleotides long. RefSeq lists its product as hypothetical. NCBI's taxonomy places the organism in Eukaryota, Fungi, Ascomycota, Sordariomycetes, Hypocreales, Hypocreaceae. Bases 109 to 843 code for a protein of 244 amino acids. The record is from RefSeq and is a predicted model, not a curated record. The transcript has 2 exons. Gene Ontology annotation, molecular function: protein binding.
CAGACGGCUCCUGAUCUCCCGUCUUGCUGUCGUUUUUUCUUUCUUUCUCGUUGCUUCAUCAUGCGGUUUGAAUUCUAAAGUCUCUGGUCAUGAAGACUUGAAUCCAUCAUGAUCGAGCCUUCGAUUCGAUUGCGGCGCGCAAUCCACGCCGGCGACGCCCUGCUGGUCAAGCGCAUCCUCAAGUCCCAUCCAUCUCUCCUCCACAAUCCCGAUGUCUCGCCAGUCGGCCUCUCCAACUCCAACAUGCACCUUGCCGCCUCUCUCGGCCACAAGGAAGUCUGCCAGGUGCUCCUCGAUGCCGGCCACGAAGACCCUUGUCCCGCCCUCAACGAGAACCAUCAAACUGCCCUCAUGCUUGCCUCGGGUGCGGGCCACACGGAAGUUGUCCACUUGCUGUGCGAAAAAGACUCGGGCUGCAUUCUACGAAGAGAUAUUCGCGGCCGGGAUGCCGUCAUGGAGGCCAGCGGGGGCGGCCACGAUACCAUACUGCAGCUGCUGUUGACAUAUGUCCCUGGAGGACCAUAUGAGGCAGUUCAGAGAGCUGAUUCAGAGGGAAAUACGGCUCUUCACUUUGCGAGCGGCAACGGGAAUUUGUUGGGUCUACGGACCUUGCUCGCGGCUGGGGCGGAUGUUGAGAGACGCAACAUGUGGAACUGGACGCCAGUUGCGUAUAGCGCUACGGUACAGGCGGAGGUUUAUCUCAAGGGCCUGGUGUCCGAGGUGGGAAGGCUUCAGCAGCAACAACAGAAACGGAAGCAGAGUAUCGAGCCUGUUAAAAAGAUGGCUGUUGGCAGCGUCAGGGUAGUGACUAGCGACGAGGACGAGCGUUAUGAAGUUUCGUGAUGCGAUGGAUGUUUUAUCUUUAUGAGGAAUGGCAUGGCAAACUAUACGGAUUUGUCUUGAGAUUAUGCGGGCUGCAGGCAGAGCCACGUGUGUUUUGAUAUAUUGUAUUUAUUGUCUUGAUCGUCUCGCCGGAGUCGGAGCAUAGCCUAACUACUUUUUGUCAGAGUCACAAUUUCAAUUGAGCAAUUUGACGCACAAUAAAAUCCCCCAAUUGAGCAAGAAACCUUUUCUUUCGUUAUUUUACCACAUCCAUGUUUAGUAAUC